Messenger RNA from Fusarium verticillioides 7600, 1491 nucleotides. RefSeq lists its product as hypothetical. The coding region runs from base 1 to 1491 and encodes 496 amino acids. Lineage: Eukaryota; Fungi; Ascomycota; Sordariomycetes; Hypocreales; Nectriaceae. The transcript is spliced from 6 exons. The record is from RefSeq and is a predicted model, not a curated record.
AUGGUUUCGUUGAAGAAAACGCUGGCGCUGCUGUUUAUCAGUGCAGCAAGUGCAUUACCCACUAUCACUGAGAGGUAUAAUGGUAACUCAAAUGGGGGGCUCUCGGACUUAACAGUUAAGCGAAACUCUCUUGACCCAAGAGCAGUCUGCAAAGCCAGCGAUCCGGAUAACCAAGCGUUCCAGAAAAAUAAGGCUAAUGGGUCUGCUUUCUGCUCUACCUACAUCCGAAGCACCGUCACUUCAACUUCAACUCCAGUCAGCACCAAAACCGUCUUCGUAACGAAGAAUAUCAAGACCACUACGGACGUAGUCAGUACAGUCAGAACCACAGUGACUCGUUUGAUCUUAUCUACCAAAAUAGGCACUGUGUCGACCGUUGUAACAAGGACGAGUACCGCUUUUAUAACGGAUUAUCAGACAGCAACAAGGACAGUCACUAGCACGGACACCCCAAGCGACACAUAUACCCUGCAGAGGGUCGGAACAAUCACGCAGCAGGUGACUCGGACUACCACUCAAGCGGCUGUUACGACUGUCACCACGGUGAUUAGCACAGCGAUUACAACUGUUGUUCCAGCAAGUGUUGUUUACACUGGCGGGUCAACUACUAUUUCUACAAUCCUCUAUACUACUGCAGCAGCAGCAUCCCUAGUGGUCAUCCCUCAAGCCCAAGUUUACUGCGGUGUUGUCGGUACUACAGGCGAUGUACCUGUUGACGGGAAAGGGGGUUCGGUGAGCUUCGGCGAGUGCAAGGAGAUAUGCAACGGCUGGCGUUUCUUUGGGCUCAGCAGUGAAAGAUGCUUGUGUUAUCCCUCUCGUUUGGAGGAUUAUGUUGUAGUUGACAAAUCUUCUGAUACAACGUUCUAUAAUCUAGCGUGUGAUUCCGCCACUCCUCCUGUCAAACAUCGCAAGAGAGCAGUUCAGGCUGCUGCAUCAGUGCCAAGUUAUCUGCCUAACAAGUCACCGAGUGCCGUUAGCAGUGCUUGCUCAUGCCUGAUUACGAAGCCCGCCACAGCCGUGACUACAAAGGUCACAGCCAAAGCUUCUAAGACAGUCACGAUUACUAAGACCCAAGAGGUGGUGUCGACAAUCACCAACCGGCUAAGUACCGUCGUCACAAACAAGAAGACUGGCACUAUCACUUUAUCCACCACGACUACCAUCACUAGUUCCCAGAUCGUAGCCCAGACAAAGCAUCUGGGUGCUAUCACUACAAAAGUGGAGACCUACAUUGUUACCGAUUUCGAUCAUCUCGUUUAUGUGUACAAGACACAGUUUGUUACAGCUACCAACUUCAACACAAUUACUACCACUAGCACCAGGACCGUGCCAAACACCCGUUACAACACCGUUGUUGUCACUAGCACGCAGCCUACAACGGUCACUAAGGAUGUUUACACGACUUCGCAGACAGUCCUUUCUACGCGUACAGUAUUCACUGGAGGAUCAACUAUCACCAGCGGAACAACUACUAUAUAUGGCACAAUCUAA